Molecule: messenger RNA, 1416 nt
Organism: Anthostomella pinea
Lineage: Eukaryota; Fungi; Ascomycota; Sordariomycetes; Xylariales; Xylariaceae
Source: the annotation of a GenBank genome assembly
AUGACUUCGGCCUUUCGAGAAGAAGCAUCUCACUUCGAGCCAGACAGUCCUACCGUCUCUGUACAUGGCGGUAGAGGCGGUGCUGGCGCAGUGGCCUCGGAUGCGCCGUUGAGGGGCAGUGGCGAUGCUUCCUCAGCCGACCAUGUUCAGGAGAAGACAGCGGCGGCCACCACUCUGACGAAGAGGCAGAAAGUGAAGCGCCACUGCGGACGGUUCAAGUGGUGGUAUGUGAUAGGAACUAUCAUCUUGCUCGCCAUCUUGUUGCCAAUCCUCUUCUUGGUGAUCAUUCCUGCCAUCGUGCGGAACAUCGUCAGCAAACAGUCGCUGCCCAUAAACGGUGGCACCUUUAGAGCUCUGUCGGCCACGCAACUCAGCGUCUCCCUCAGCACAGAACUCAACACACCACUCCCUGCGGAUUUGGACGCCACGACGCUGUUCCUUUACAACAAGGACACGCCCGAGUUCACGCCCUUCCUAAACAUAACGCUCCCGAAGCAGCAUAUUGACGGCAAGACCGACGUCGUCGUCAGCAACCAGACGGUGACGAUCACCAACGAGACCGAGCUCGUCUCAUGGUUUAGUAAGGUGUUCGACCAGCCCGAUGUGCAGCUGUCGGUGCGCGGCGAUGCGACGGUACGCCUCGGCAAGCUGCACUCCAAGGCGCACAUCGACAAGACGGUGACGGCGAGCUCGCUCAAUCAGCUCAGCGGCUUCGGCAUCGAGCACCUAACGGUGAUACUGCCGGCUAUUGAGGAGAAUGGCACCAACAUCCAGGGCACGGUCAACCUGCCGAACUCGGGCGUGCUGACCCUCGGGCUCGGCGACAUCUCGCUCAACCUCAUGGCGGGCGACGUGCGCAUCGGGCUCAUCACCCUCAACGACGUGCUGCUGCCGCCGGGCAACAACAGCUGGUUCUUUAGCGGCGAGCUGUUCAUCGGCGCCCUGGUGCAAAAUAUUGGUGCCGUUCUGGCCAGCCAGGGCACCGCCCUCAGCGACGGCAACAUCCAGAUCGACGUCACCGGCAACGCGACCGUCGUCAACGGCGUGCACAUCCCCUUCGUCGAGAAGGUGCUCAAUGCCAAGCGCAUCUCGUCGAGCGUCCCGGUGGUCAAGCUGCUGACGGACCUCGUCGGCAGCUUCACCGGCGGCCUAGACGGCUCGGUCACGGACCUCGUCGGCGAGGUGUUUGGGAAUAGCACCUUGAUCCAGGACGUGCUGAGCCACUGGAACACGACGGGGGCUCUGGGAAAUCUGAAUAGUGCCAGUAUUGGUGGCGGAAGCGGCAAUUUGACUGCGGCGGCGGCGCUGCAGAAGAGGUUCAAGAGGGCGCCGCUCUCGGUGCCGAAGGGUCUUAAUGGGCCGGCCGCGCUGAACUUGCUGAAGCUGGGUAUGAGGAUGGGCUUGUCGAAGCAUUGA